Messenger RNA from Drosophila guanche, 1672 nucleotides. RefSeq names its product venom protease. Lineage: Eukaryota; Metazoa; Arthropoda; Insecta; Diptera; Drosophilidae. The record is from RefSeq and is a predicted model, not a curated record. Gene Ontology annotation, biological process: proteolysis. The transcript has 2 exons. The coding region runs from base 443 to 1546 and encodes 367 amino acids. Gene Ontology annotation, molecular function: serine-type endopeptidase activity.
GGUGGUAACAAAAAAAAAACAUAAAACGCGGAAAAAGACAGCGCCAGAGAAACAGUGAAAAAGAGAACAUACAUUUUACAUAUGUACAUACAUUUGUAUGGAAAGAAUGAAGAUUCUCAGAUCAGGGCGAGUUGUUGACAUUUUGAAUUAUGUGCAAAACGAGUGAGAAAUAAUUCAAUUAUUUUCGAGAACAAGUCGCAGCAGAAACUAUAGCUGUAGUAGAAUGAGCUGUGUUUGAUUAACAUAGUCAACAAGUGGAGUGCAACGAAAAUUCCAAAAAGAUUCCCAUAUAUCUAGAAUUGAAAUAUUCGUAACGGAAUUCGACUUUCCGUGUGCGAGAGGAGCGUAACGCGUUUCAAGCAGAGGCUCAUUAGUCUUACUUGCAUUAAAUUGCAUAACUCAGCAACAGUAACAGCUGAAGAAGAAUCAGAACCAGUACACGAUGAUGCUCAACUUACGUCACUGGUCAUUAAUGCUGGCCAUCGCUUCCUGCAUUGGCCCGGCCCCGGCCUCAACAACACACACAACGACAUCAUCUUUAUCCUCCAUACCAGGAAAAUACCAGGCCUUGGGUGCAGCAGCUCAACAACAGCCCAAGAAGCUUAAAAUAGGAGCUGAAGUUGGGGCGACAAUCAACGCUUCCUCAUUGGGGGCAGUCGGCGGCGGCCAUAAACCUGUAUUCCGGCAAAAUCCGAUCAAGAAUUGGCUUGGUUCCUUCAAUCGCAAUAAUUCGCCAGCAGCUCAGAACCAAACAUCUCCGACAUGUUCCUGCAGAUGUGGCGAGCGGAACGAUGAGUCAAGGAUCGUGGGAGGCACCACCGCUGGGGUCAGCGAGUACCCCUGGAUGGCUCGGCUGAGUUACUUCAACAGGUUCUAUUGUGGGGGGACAUUGAUUAACGAUCGCUACGUGCUGACAGCGGCGCACUGCGUCAAGGGCUUUAUGUGGUUUAUGAUCAAGGUGACCUUCGGAGAGCAUGACCGCUGCAACGACAAAGAGCGGCCCGAAACGCGCUUCGUACUGCGCGCCUUCAGCCAGAAAUUCAGCUUCUCCAACUUCGAUAAUGACAUUGCCUUGCUCCGACUGAACGACAGAGUGCCCAUCACCAGCUUCAUACGCCCUAUCUGCCUGCCACGCGUGGCGCAGCGCAACGAACUGUUUGUGGGUACCCGUGCUACCGCAACUGGCUGGGGAACCCUCAAGGAGGAUGGGAAGCCCUCCUGCCUGUUGCAGGAGGUUGAGGUGCCGGUUCUGGACAACGAGGAGUGUGUGGCCCAAACCAACUACACCCAGAAGAUGAUCACCAAGAACAUGAUGUGUUCCGGCUAUCCAGGAGUGGGUGGACGCGACAGCUGUCAGGGCGACUCCGGCGGGCCUUUGGUUCGAAUGCGCCCAGACGACAAACGCUUCGAGCAAAUCGGUAUCGUCUCCUGGGGAAAUGGAUGUGCGCGGCCUAACUAUCCGGGGGUCUACACUCGAGUGACCAAGUAUCUAGACUGGAUUGUGGAGAACUCGCGGGAUGGCUGCUUCUGCGACGAGGAUUACUGACUGUUAGUAACGGCAGUAAACCAUUCAUCGCACUAGUUGUAGUUUCUCUUUUAGUUGCGUAGUCCAUAUACAAUAUUCUUGUAUUAACCAAACUGAAUAAAGUUAAACAAUGCAGUAGAUAAGAUA